Molecule: messenger RNA, 2688 nt
Organism: Naegleria lovaniensis
Lineage: Eukaryota; Heterolobosea; Eutetramitea; Acrasida; Naegleriidae
Exons: 1
Coding region: 1-2688 (895 amino acids)
Source: RefSeq, a predicted model, not a curated record
AUGAAUAAUAAUUUUAGUAGUUAUCCCAAGGAAAAUCAUGAUCAUCAUUUCCGAAUUAUUGAUAAUUCAACAAGUAGUAAUUUUAAUCAACAGCAACAUCAAGCAUCACCUUCAUCGGUGAUGAACUUGUCAUUACCACUGUCAUCCGUAACCGACCAAUCGGAAUCAAGAGUUGAAGUACACACUUUUAAUAACAAUAAUAAUGAAAAAGAAAAUAAUGAAAAGGAAACUACCUCUUCCGAACUCCUCAACUGUGAUACAAGUAUGGUCUGCAAACAACCAGAGGCUGAGGCUACACUUCCUAAGAUUAUCACUGCAAGCGCAUCAUCCAAUGAGUUGCCAACAUUUACUAAAAAGGGAGGCUCUCAUCACCUACAACAACAUGAAGAAAUCGUUACUUUGGAUUCCAAAGACCAUACAGACGAAAUUGAAAAAUUAGCACAUGACGGAAUAGAAUAUAGCGUUGGAGAUGAAAACGAGAAUGAUGGCUUGUUGUCAGAAAAAUCAAAGCACAACUCGGCAAGUAAGCUACUGCGAAAAAAAAUCUCGAGCAUGCUUCAAAAUUCGGUCAACAAGACCAUUAGUGGAGGAAUGAGUUUAUUGUCACUUCGACAACGUAAAACACCAGCUUCAGGAGAGUUUGUGAAUCAUGAUUUUGAAUCGAGCAGUAGUGUUGAUAACACUAAUGUUGCAUCCGGAUCUGAAUCACAAAAUUUCGAAGAUGGACAACCCAAUCCUGGAGACACUAUAUUUCCACAUGCAUCUAUAGCAACACAACAAACGCUGAAACGAACUAGGACAAUAUUUGCACUUACUUCGGUUUUUUCGAAAGCAAUUUCUGGAUGGAGAAGGAAUGUAUCUCGUAAAAGAGGAUUUCAUCAACAAUCACGGGCAAAUUAUAGCUCCACCACUAUUAGGCCUUUAUCAUCCUUCUCGAAAAGACAAAACAAUAAUUCAUGCACAGAUUUAUUUACACAAAUACCUGAAGAGCUCUGGAGAUAUGGAGUUUUCCCGUAUUUAGAGUGGAUGGAUUUAUUGCGAUUGAGAUGUGUUGGUAAAUGGAAAUUAACAAUUAUUGUGCAAGAGCAAGAACAAGUUUGGAAAAUAUUAUUCUCUGAAAAGAUGAGCAAGUAUUUCCAGCAAGAAAAAGAGUUGUGGAAAUCUCAUGCUAAAAAUUAUUUUUUCUUUGAUUUAGAUGAAGCCAUCAUUAAGGAACAUUAUGAGAAAACCAUUCUAGAAAAGUACACCUUACAGUAUAGAAAAAAAUUCGCCAUUCAAAAAGACAAAUGCUUUGGAUUGCAAUCAAGAAACAACUCAAAUGACUCUCACCAUGGUAUUUCUCUAUUUUCACAUUCUUCAUCAUUACAUCAAAAAGAAGAAGAUUCCGAAUGCCCUACAGAAGGUGAUUGCGCUCAUUAUUUACACAAAACAACAAUGCUAGAAAGCACUCCCACUGAUCAUGCCCAAGAAGAUUUUGUUUAUUAUCUUUCUUGCAGCCGUUCUGUACAUGAAAGGAAACAACAAGUGAUUUCUCGAAAAAAACACGAACAGCAACAAAUUUUGAACAAUAAUGAGCAUAGAAGCGCCUGGCUACGAAUAUUCACCUUACUUGUGACCAUGUUGUCCGCUGUUGCUGCAUUUGUAUGCCUCUCAGUGAAAGAUUUUGCAUUCUCAAAGAACAUUGACAUGGCUGCUGUCUGUGGUAUGAAUCAUACCAGCACUACGGCACUACUUUUUCUCGAAUCACAAGCAUUAUCAUUCUCUCAUUAUCACGACGCAUCUUUUUCCUAUUUGAAACUGAUGGAUAAAUCUUGGACCAUACCUUUUGUUCCCAUCUAUAUUGCCAUGUUAUUUAUAUUGGGAACGAUACUAUAUUUUUGGAUUCGAUAUUCUUCAGAUAAUACCAAAUUCAAUUUAGAGGGAGAUGGGCGAGAGAGACACCCCAAUGAGAUUUAUUUUUACAUGACCUUUAUAACCGUUGCUGUAAUAUUGUUUGUUGUUUUUUUGAAUAUUCGAAUGGUGUAUCCAUAUUGUGAAAGCAUGAUACACAAACUACACACGGAAGGACAAUCAAGUUUCUCAUCAGAAGAUGAAGUUGCAAGUCUUCUAGUGGCUGAAGUAUUCGCGAAUGGCGUUGUACUAUGUAGCCCUCUCUUUGCAAUUCUAGGAAUGGUCACUAUUUACUUUGUAAGAUCGCUGUAUGCUGGAAUUAUUUAUCGUCGCUAUGUGUUGAAAUUUCAUAUUCACUUGGUCAUGAUUGGCGUUGUGCUUUGGAAAUUUAUUGCACCAUUUGUGACAUGGGUUUUUACUGUGCUGUCAUUGACUUUGUUCAUUUUGUACAUGGUUCUUAAUUUACAUCCAUUGGUAGCCACAAUUCCUAUCAUGCUGCUGCAUUUAGUAGGGAUUUUUGUUUUAGGAUGGAUAUUUGUAAUGUUUUCGGUCAUGUUACUGACAUGUGCGGUCGAGAGAUCAAAACUAUGGAAAACCAUUUCGACACUUUUAUAUUCUUUCCUCCUCAUUACAUUGCCAGUGGUGUUUUACUUGCUGAUUGGGCUCAACAUGAGAAUUGGAAUUGUGGCACUUCCUUGCUCUGCAUUCUUUGUGGUGCUUAUUUUAUUUGGUAUGAAUUAUGUGGACUAUGUGGAAGAUUUAUUUAGUUUUGACGAAACGGUUUGGCCAUUUUCUUAG